Haemonchus placei is the source of this 1659-nucleotide messenger RNA. NCBI's taxonomy places the organism in Eukaryota, Metazoa, Nematoda, Chromadorea, Rhabditida, Trichostrongylidae. The record is from the annotation of a GenBank genome assembly.
AUGGAUCCCGAGGAGACAAGGGAGGGGGCGUGGUUCUGGAACGGUGAAGUCCAGCAAGUCGUCAGGCAGAAGAAAGCCGCCCACAAGGCAGAAGACGCGAGAUCUAAGAGACCAAUCGCAGACGGUCUCGGGAAAGUCAUCGAAAGAGUACAGGACCACGCAUACCAGGAGAGUGAUCUAGCCGCUGAUGGUAACCUGGACCACUCUUCUGCAUCAGCACGUCCUCCGAAAAGAGGUGCGCAAGCGAAGAAGGCGAAAACUGGGAAGAGGAAUAAGAAGAAGAAGCAAAAGGACACUCGUCAGUCAAACAGGAAAAAUGGUGACCGCAAAAACGGCAAUUCAAAAUCAUUUCGUCCUGACACUGAUAACAACACUCAAAAUGGCACCGCGGAUAACAACGAAAGCUCACAGUCGGUGGACAUUUUUUCUGACCUGGAAGAUAAUGAUUAUCCCAUGGAGGAACUUGAAGACAAUGCAGCUGAUAGGGAGGAAGAAGUAAUUUGUGAAGAUAACGCGGCUGAAAGGGAGGAAGAUGAAGAAACUCGUGAAGACGACAUGGCUGAUAGGGAGGAAGAAGAAGUAACUCGUGGAGACAAUGUGGCUGAAAGGGAGGAAGAAGAAGUAACUCGUGGAGACAACGCGGCUGAUAUGGAGGAAGAAGAAGUAACCCGUGGAGACAAUGUGGCUGAAAGGGAGGAAGAAGAAGUAACUCGUGGAGACAACGCGGCUGACAGGGAACAAGAAGAAGUAACUCGUCGUCCACCCCAAUCAACGGAGAAUGGGACGAUUGAUCCUCCCGAGAGUAAUGGCAAUUCGGAGUUGGUCGCAAGUAAGGCUAACACCAACGCCGAAAAUCCGCCUUCAACUUCAUCAAAAUCUCGUAAACGUAAGCCAGCAAGCAAGCCAAGUACUACAAAUCCAAAAAGGAAAAGAGAAGUGAAGGUUCUUCCCCGUCCACUAUCCAGCAAGAAGAAAGUUCCAGCUGUUCCCAAAAAUGUCGGCAAUUUGGAAUCGGCUCGAUCUGACGCUGGUAGUAACGGAGAGAAUCACAUCGCGAGUGUGAACGAUAGCUCAUCGGCUUUGUCCAAAUCGCCUCCUCGCAAAAGGGCUCCCAUGAAGGAACUUGAAGCUAAUAAGACCAUCGAGCACAAGGGGCAACCGAUACGUCCUCCUACCAAGUUGACAGAAAAUCGCGCCUGUCGUAACAACAAGGAUGGUCGCAAGGAACAGGAUACUGUAAUGCCGCUCCCACCUAACGCAGAAGGCAAUGGUAGAAACGAUCUUGCCCAGAGGAGCGAUAACGAUAACACUUCGACGCGCGAACCUGCUCAGAAACGUAGGCCACGCCGGAAGAGAAAACCAUGGAAUCCUAGACCUAGGAAAACCCCAAGUGUCCGCAACAAAGCAAAUGCUCGUCCUCAGUCCGAUUCGAGGCGCCAGUAUCAAAGUGCCCAACCUGAACAGAACGCAGUAAUCAACAAGAGUGCACACGAACCAGUAGAAAAUCCCGGUCAUCCCAGAACCCAGGCAAAUGCGCCUCCUACAAUGCACAUGAGGAAAAUUGAGGAUGAAGUAAUUCAGAGGAUGUACGUGUUCCGUCAAGGAGAAACCCUGAUGAGAGUAGUUGAAAGCAAUGGUGGAAGAAGAGGUAAACCUUAG